Molecule: messenger RNA, 989 nt
Organism: Musa acuminata AAA Group (dessert banana)
Lineage: Eukaryota; Viridiplantae; Streptophyta; Magnoliopsida; Zingiberales; Musaceae
Product: ubiquitin-conjugating enzyme E2 2-like
Exons: 6
Coding region: 337-795 (152 amino acids)
Biological process (GO): protein polyubiquitination; DNA repair; proteasome-mediated ubiquitin-dependent protein catabolic process
Molecular function (GO): ubiquitin conjugating enzyme activity
Source: RefSeq, a predicted model, not a curated record
CACACAUUUUGAAACGAGCCGACUGGGUCUAAGUCGCGAGUUAACUCGCGGUGCCAAUCAACGCUCUCAAUAAAAAGCCCUCUUCGCUUCGCUCCGGAUGUACCGUGCGAAUUCUUCUCUCUUCGUUGCGAUUCGCCUCUUCAUCUUGCUCUUCGUCGUUCCCGAAUAAUCGAAGGUUUCUUCUUCACGUUGCUUUCGUGACUGAGAUCGAGGGCGGAGGAGGAGUCGAUCGGGCAACAGGGCGACGCCAAAUUAGCUAUUGUUUCUUAGACGGGGCGGCUGCGUCCCGAGAGAAUUCCGUCUCUCGCAGUCGCGGCUGGGUCACAGGUAGCGAGGAUGUCGACACCAGCAAGGAAGAGGCUUAUGAGGGACUUCAAGCGUUUGCAGCAGGACCCUCCUGCAGGUAUCAGUGGUGCUCCUCAUGACAACAACAUCAUGCUAUGGAAUGCUGUAAUAUUUGGCCCGGAUGACACACCUUGGGAUGGAGGAACGUUUAAGUUGACACUUCAAUUUACAGAGGAUUAUCCAAAUAAGCCGCCAACUGUACGAUUUGUUUCUCGAAUGUUUCAUCCUAAUAUUUACGCAGAUGGAAGUAUAUGCUUGGAUAUUUUGCAGAACCAAUGGAGCCCAAUAUAUGAUGUAGCUGCCAUUCUUACUUCUAUCCAGUCUUUGCUCUGUGAUCCUAAUCCCAACUCGCCUGCAAAUUCUGAGGCUGCACGGAUGUUCAGUGAGAACAAGCGUGAGUACAACAGAAAACUGCGUGAGAUCGUCGAACAGAGCUGGACAGCGGAUUAAUGACAGAGUGCAUCACACACACGGGGAGAGAAAUGGUGCUUGCUUUAUCCUGCAGUUGUAUGUUGCUGUCUCUAGUAAAAUGGUUUGCCUUUGUGCCUGAAACAUUGUAAUCCAACACGAACCAUCCAUUCGGUUUCUUUUGCUUGCUGUUGACUUACUCAUAUCUAGCUUGCUUCUAAUCAUACACAUUUUCA